Molecule: messenger RNA, 741 nt
Organism: Striga hermonthica
Lineage: Eukaryota; Viridiplantae; Streptophyta; Magnoliopsida; Lamiales; Orobanchaceae
Source: the annotation of a GenBank genome assembly
AUGUCUUUGGAUAUUGGGUCUGCUUCGAGUUCCAAAGCCAUGGGAUCUGAUGAGAAAGAUGAGGGGAAAUCGAUCUCUGGGCCGAACUCAUUGGAUUCUAAGGCUGAGGAUAAUGUUGUCGGGAUCAGCCGGAAAAUGAGCGAGAGCUCUAUCUGCACAACCGAGGAUGAAAAUGAUGACGACGAUGAUGUUGAUCCCAAGAUUCAGUUGGGCCCUCAAGUCACCCUCAAGGAAUUGUCUGAGAAAGAUAAGGAUGAUGAGAGUUUGAGAAGGUGGAAAGAACAGCUUCUUGGGAGUGUGGAUAUUAAUGCUGUUGGAGAAAGUCUUGAUCCUGAAGUGAAAAUCUUGAGCCUUGCAAUAAAGUCCCCGGGUAGGAGCGAUAUUGUCCUACAAAUCCCUGAGGAUGGGAACCCGAAAGGCACAUGGUUUACUCUUAAAGAAGGAAGCCAUUAUAGCCUUAAUUUUACCUUUACUGUCAAAAACAACAUUGUAUCUGGACUCAAAUACAAGAACUCUGUCUGGAAAACCGGCAUUAGAGUUGAAAAUAGAAAGGAGAUGAUUGGAACCUUCAGUCCACAGGCAGACUCGUAUAUGCACGAGAUGCCAGAGGAGACAACGCCAUCUGGCAUUUUUGCUCGAGGCUCGUAUACUGCAAAAACAGAGUUCCUUGACGAUGAUAAGAAGUGCUACCUGGAGCUGAAUUACACUUUCGAUAUCAGGAAAGACUGGCAGUCAUCGUAA